This is a messenger RNA of Cuscuta epithymum, 745 nucleotides long. NCBI's taxonomy places the organism in Eukaryota, Viridiplantae, Streptophyta, Magnoliopsida, Solanales, Convolvulaceae. The record is from the annotation of a GenBank genome assembly.
CACUUCAACUUCACUGGUACCUCUCGGGCAAGAAUUGCAAAAUUUGAACUCAGAGCAGAGAAGAAAUACAGAAGCGGAAAUGGCGACAAAAUCAAACAUCAAGGGUUUCUACAAGCAGCAGAAAACAACUGGCAUCGCAAAGUCAAAGACGAAGUCAAAGUCUGCAUCCUCCACGCCAAAGCAAUCCCCCACCUUUGGCAUUGACAGCCCUCAAACGCCGGCUAGCGUCUCCCAGGGCUCCCCGGCUUUACAAGGUGAGCAUGAUGAGAAUGAGAGUGUGUUGAGGCAAUUUGACAUGAACAUGGUGUAUGGACCAUGCCUUGGAAUGAGCAGACUUGAGCGAUGGGAGCGGGCCAGGAAGCUUGGUUUGAACCCUCCCAAUGAUCUCCUGCAUAUCCUCUUUGAGGGCAAGAAUGUUCGAAAAGAUUGUCUGUGGGCUGGCCUGGUCUAGCUUUCUUUCACUCUUCUUCAGCAGUGUGCUGCUUCUUGGAAUUAGUUUGUGGAUUCGUAUUUCUGUUGAAUAGCCCCUGGCUGUGUUUGUGUCCUCAGCACUUUCAGUUGUGUACUGUAAUACUGUGUAUCUGAUGAAUACUAUUUAUGAGUGUUUUCUGCAACAUGGGUUGCUAUUAUCAUUACCAAACUUGUUGGAUUUCAGUUUCUUACCAGAAAUCAAUGGGCAUUGUACAAUAUAGGAAGCGAUUGAAAAGAAAACGAAUAUGGUUUAUGGAACCCCUGUUUGGAUCUA